Molecule: messenger RNA, 4626 nt
Organism: Mollisia scopiformis
Lineage: Eukaryota; Fungi; Ascomycota; Leotiomycetes; Helotiales; Mollisiaceae
Product: putative structural maintenance of chromosomes protein 4
Exons: 3
Coding region: 195-4442 (1415 amino acids)
Biological process (GO): mitotic chromosome condensation
Cellular component (GO): chromosome
Molecular function (GO): ATP binding; ATP hydrolysis activity; protein binding
Source: RefSeq, a predicted model, not a curated record
CCCUGACACCAACAAUAAUCGACGACAAACUAUUUCGACAAAUUCUCGACGUGUCAGCGGAAUUGAGCUUUGCUAUUACUUGAUAGUACAUACAGGAGAAUAGCUCGAUUUUCCCUCAGCAAGCGUUAUAACGCGCUUCGUACGCGACCAACACCUGACGACAACAAAUUGUAUUUGCACAAUUCACAUCCAAGAUGUCCGAAUCACCUGUUAGACCUUCGCGGAGGGUUGCUUCUCGUAGGAAGGUAGUUGUAGACUCAGAUGAAGAGGAGGAACAAACGCAGACCAAGGCCGAAGAAGACAGCGGAGAAGACUUCACUCCAGCCCCUAAGAAGAGCCCACGAAAAGCACCAGCAGCAAGGCGGAAAACUACGAAUUCUGUUGCAGCUACACCGCGAACUGGAGGCCGGGUGAGGAAGAGUACAGCGAAGGAGAACAUCGAGCCCUCGGAGAUGUUCGACCCGGAGCAAACCAUGCAACCAGAACCAGAGUCACCAACUAAGAGAGCUUCACCAAGGAAGAGGAAGAGUGCUCCGGUAAGAGCAUCUCGUGCUUCUGGUACACCUGAUCUUCCUCCACCGUUACCGACUCCUCAAGCAUCCAUUUCACCAGAACCUUCUGAGCUGCAUGGAACACCUCUUGCAGAUAUUACCUUGACAAUCAAUGAGCGGCCAGGCACUUCCAGCAGCCAAGGCUCCCAAGGCUCUGUCGUGAAGCCGAUCAAUGCUAUGGACACCAUUCUGGAGAAGCCAAUGGAUAUUGUUCUGAAAUCAAGAUCAAUGGCAGCGCCUGUGGUUGAAGACACAGGACCAAAAGCUCGGACUGUCAUCACAUACUUGAUUCUUACCAAUUUCAAAAGUUAUGCUGGACGCCAGGAAGUUGGCCCCUUUCACGCCUCUUUCUCUUCCGUAGUUGGACCCAAUGGUUCUGGAAAGUCCAAUGUGAUCGAUUCUCUUCUGUUUGUUUUCGGAUUCAGGGCUAGCAAGAUGAGGCAAGGAAAGAUAUCUGCAUUGAUUCACAAUUCUGCCACUCAUCCAGACUUGGAUUUCUGCGAGGUAGCAGUACAUUUCCAGGAAGUUAUGGAUCAGCCAAACGGACCUCCUGCAGUCCUUCCGAAUUCGGAUCUUGUAAUAUCCCGACGUGCUUUCAAGAAUAAUUCCAGCAAAUACUACUUGAACGGAAAGGAAUCAAAUUUCACAGUCGUCACUACGCUUCUAAGAGACCGCGGUGUUGAUCUCGACCACAAGCGAUUCCUGAUUCUUCAAGGUGAGGUCGAGUCAAUUGCUCAGAUGAAACCUAAGGCUGCUGGUGAACAAGAUGAUGGCUUAUUGGAGUAUCUGGAAGAUAUCAUCGGCACAUCAAAAUACAAGACGCCUAUCGAAGAAUCCGCGACAGAGGUCGAGACACUCAACGAAGUUUGUGUCGAGAAGAGCGGGCGUGUGCAACACGUAGAGAAGGAGAAGAAUGGUCUUGAAGACAAGAAGAACAAAGCCUUGGCAUAUAUCAAGGACGAGAAUGAAUUGACCGUCAAGCAAUCGGCACUUUAUCAACUCUACAUCGACGACUGCGGCGACAAUAUCACCGUCACUGAGGAAGCCAUCGGCCAAAUGCAAGCUCAGCUUGAUGCGGAGCUAGAGAAGCACCAGGGCAACGAAGACGGCAUCAAGCAAUUGGACAAGCAAUACAAGAAGGGCCAGAAGGAGUACGAAGCGCUCGACAAGGAUACUCAGUCCAUUCUCAAAGAAAUGGCCAAGUUCGAGCAGGAGCAUGUAAAGUUUGAGGAGAAGCGGAAAUUUCUCACAUCAAAACAAAAGAAGCUGGAAAAGACAAUCAGCAGCUCUGAGACAGCUGCUACUGAGGCUCUGUCGACCAUUGAGGAAUGUACAGUCGAGAUACAAAAGUCAGCUGAAGAAAUUGCUGCCAUGGAGAAGCGUAUGAAUGCAGAGGAGAAAGAGCUUGUCUCCAUCCGAGAGAACCUUAAAGGCAAAACACAGGCAUUCUCUGACCAGAUUGCUGCAAAACAGAAGUCGCUGGAACCUUGGAACGAAAAGAUCAACCAAAAGCAGUCGGCCAUCGCCGUUGCUGAGAGUGAGCUUGCCAUCUUGCACGAAAAGGCAAAUGCUGGAGCAGUAGCAUUAGAAGAGACAGAAGCCAAACUCGUCAGCAUUCAAGAAGGGCGAGAGGCCAAACUUCAAGAACUUGAGAAAUGCAAAGCCGAAAGGGUAAAACUGGAGAAAGAGGCGGCAAAGGUUGAAGCGGAACUCAAUCGAUUGUCUAAGAAGGAACCCGAGCUUCGGUCCCGACUUUCUGGAGCUCGACAGAAGGCCGAUGAAGCACGUGCCAGCCUCGCAAAUACCCAGACACAAGGCAAUGUACUUACAGGACUUAUGCGCCUCAAGGAAUCUGGCCGAAUUGAUGGGUUCCAUGGCAGGCUCGGCAAUCUUGGUACGAUCGACCAGAAGUACGAUGUAGCCGUUUCAACUGCAUGCGGUGCGCUGGACAACUUCGUUACCGAUACUGUUGAGGGUGGACAGCAGUGUAUUGAAUACCUACGAAAGACCAAUCUUGGUAGAGGAAACUUCAUGUGUCUUGAUAAGCUUGGAAGCAAAGAUCUUUCACCUAUCGAGACUCCCGAGAAUGUCCCUCGCCUCUUUGAUCUGAUCAAGGCCAAGGAUGAGAAGUUCAGACCUGCAUUUUAUCACUCCCUGCAGAAUACUCUUGUUGCUACAGAUCUAGCUCAAGCCAACCGCAUUGCUUAUGGAGCAAGAAGGUGGAGAGUUGUCACUCUCGAUGGCCAGCUAAUUGAUAAGUCAGGUACAAUGACUGGAGGUGGCAACACUGUGAAGAAAGGGUUGAUGUCCUCCAAGCUUGUCGCAGACACUUCCAAAGAGCAAGUGGCGAAGCUUGAAGUGGACCGAGACUCACUAGAGCAAGACUUCCAAAAGUUCCAAGAACGUCAAAGAGAGUUGGAGUUUUCCCUCCGCGACCUCAAAGACCAGAUACCUCGCCUUGAUACGAAAAUGCAAAAGAUUGGUCUGGAAGUCGAGAGUUCUGCACGUAAUUUGGCAGACGCUCAGCGACGUAUUAAGGAAUUGAGCAAAGAGCAUCAGCCUUCGAAGACUGAUGACAGCCGAGUGGCAUCUCUUGAAAAGGAGAUUUCGAAGCUCAACAAGGAGAUUGACAAGCUUCACGGCGAGACCGCCAGCGUUGAGCAAGAGAUCAAGGCUCUGCAAGAUAAAAUCAUGGAAGUCGGUGGCGAGAGACUUCGUGCCCAGAAAUCCAAGGUCGAUGCUUUGAAGGAAGAGAUUGGCAAUGUCAACGAGGCUAUCUCGACAGCUGAAGUGACCAGAGCUAAGGCUGAAAAACAAAAGACAAAGCAAGAGAAAGACCAUGCGAAGGCUACGAAAGAGUUGCAGGCAGCCAUUUCGGAUCUCGAAUCAUUGGAAGAGGAUAUCAAAAAUCAGAGCUCGAAUGCCGAGGGUUACCAAGCUAGGAUUGACGAAGCCCAAGAAGCCCUCAAGGCCAAGAAAACAGACUUGAAUGCUCUCAAGGGCGAGCUUGAUGACAAGACCGCAGCUCUCAAUGAGAUUCGUGCUAUUGAGAUUGAGAUGCGCAACAAGCUUGAGGAGAAUCAAAAGGUGCUCGUAGAGAACCAGAAGCGACUAAAGUACUGGCACGAGAAGCUGGGCAAGCUUGCCCUUCAGAACAUCAGCGAUCUUGGUGAAGAGACCGAGGCUCAAGAUCUCCCAACGUAUACCAAGGAUGAGCUGGCAGACAUGAGCAAGGACACACUAAAGAGUGAAAUUGCUGCACUUGAAGAGAAGACCCAGAAUGUCAACGUUGAGCUUGGCGUCUUGGCUGAGUACCGUCGCCGUGUCGAAGAGCACGCGGCGAGAAAUGCAGAUCUUCAAAGUGCUGUCUCUCAGCGCGAUGCGGCAAAGAAGAGAUGCGACGAUCUGCGACGACUACGUCUCGAAGGGUUUAUGGAAGGGUUUAGUACUAUUUCUCUUCGUCUCAAGGAGAUGUACCAGAUGAUUACCAUGGGAGGAAACGCCGAGCUUGAGCUUGUCGACUCGUUAGAUCCUUUCUCGGAAGGCAUACUCUUCAGUGUCAUGCCACCGAAGAAGUCGUGGAAAAACAUUUCCAAUCUGUCUGGUGGUGAGAAGACAUUGAGUAGUUUAGCAUUGGUUUUCGCUCUCCAUCACUACAAGCCGACCCCACUGUAUGUUAUGGAUGAGAUUGAUGCAGCUUUGGAUUUCAGAAACGUGUCGAUCGUGGCAAGUUAUAUCAAAGAGCGAACCAAGAACGCUCAAUUCAUUGUCAUCUCGCUUCGAAACAAUAUGUUUGAGCUGGCAUCUCGCCUUGUUGGAGUUUACAAAGUAAAUCACAUGACGAAGAGUGUGACGAUCGAGAACAGGGAUUAUAUCCAUGGGACGGCAUAAUGAAGGAACGAAUGGUACAUGAGGUGGGAACGGGAUAGGACAUGUCGUGUAACGCGGAGGGAGCCGUUUCUGGACGGGAGGGUCUUUACUUUUUGAGGCGUUUGGGUUGCAUGUCUGUGUAACAUAUCACGAGAAUUAAUGACUUUUAUGUUUUCAGCCCUCUCCCUACACCGAGAUGAUCGAC